AGUUUAACUGCAUUAAUGUCCGUGAAGGAGAACAGUAUAAACAAGCUAAACACCAUCAUUUUGGAGUGCAUAAACAAAAAUAUGGCCGUCGUCGACACGUUUUCUGUUGCAGUCGCCGAAUCGUUAAGAAAUUGGACUGUUUUAUCGAUUGCUAAACAACACGGUUGUGGCGGAAGAAAUGCAGUUGAAAAGGAAGAAUGGUUAAGCAGCUCAAUAGUUCAAAUUUUUCAUGAUAAUGAUUUAGUUUAUCCAGACGAAAUUGCAGAUUUCGUAAGCGAAGCAUUAUUCAACGAAUUUGAUACAAUUGUGGAAGAUGGUUCAUUGCUUGAACUAUGCAAGAAACUCUGCUCCUAUUAUCAACUCUGUAAAAACAACAAAGUUGAAGAAGUACAAGCCGCAAUACAAACAUUGAUCUCAUCGAGUCGUCCUCUUCCGUCUGUCACUGUUUAUAAUGAUGAAGAAGAUGACAAUGACGAGGACCUGCAGAAGAAAUCUGAGGACUGUAAUAAUCGCAGAGAAAAGUUUGGAUCCAACGUUAUUUCAGACCAAGCAAUGGACGUUGAAGAAGAUGACGGCUGGGAAGUUGUUCGACGUUCGAAAAAAAAAUAGCUUACACGUAAUGUAAGGCGUAAAUUUUUUUUCGUGCAGAUAUCUCGCAGUAUAGCGACAAAAAAGAAAUCAUGACAGCUUUCCCGCCAAAAAAGAUGAUACUCACAGGUUAAUGGUGGACUGGCAUCUUGUUUGAAAUCAAUGUCAUAGAUGGUUAGACAUUAACAUUCGCCCUAUUAGGGAGUUGCAGGAUUUGUUUUCUCUGAGAAAAGUACAGAAGUAUGAAAUAUUAUGAGAAAAGUAUAUAUAUAAACGGUUGAUGUUUUGUAGGUUAAUUUCUUUGGAAAUAUGAACUUUUACGUGGA
Hydractinia symbiolongicarpus is the source of this 914-nucleotide messenger RNA. RefSeq names its product pre-rRNA-processing protein TSR2 homolog. Gene Ontology annotation, biological process: maturation of SSU-rRNA from tricistronic rRNA transcript (SSU-rRNA, 5.8S rRNA, LSU-rRNA). The transcript is spliced from 5 exons. NCBI's taxonomy places the organism in Eukaryota, Metazoa, Cnidaria, Hydrozoa, Anthoathecata, Hydractiniidae. The coding region runs from base 16 to 609 and encodes 197 amino acids. The record is from RefSeq and is a predicted model, not a curated record. Gene Ontology annotation, cellular component: nucleus.